Messenger RNA from Nomia melanderi (Alkali bee), 783 nucleotides. It is a transcript of the gene Clc, whose product is annotated as clathrin light chain. Lineage: Eukaryota; Metazoa; Arthropoda; Insecta; Hymenoptera; Halictidae. Gene Ontology annotation, cellular component: synaptic vesicle membrane; plasma membrane; clathrin coat of coated pit. The record is from RefSeq and is a predicted model, not a curated record. Gene Ontology annotation, molecular function: structural molecule activity; clathrin heavy chain binding. Gene Ontology annotation, biological process: clathrin-dependent endocytosis; intracellular protein transport.
CUUCUAUCACUUAACCACCACAUUUGAUUGUGCGCAUGUGUGCGUUGUAAGAUCAAACUAGUAUUGACGUUGACAAUUUGCAGUUGAUAUUUAGUAGAAAUCUAAGCAAACGAUAGUUGGGGGUGUUUCCCGAGAUAUUAAUCACACAUUCCACAAUAUUAGAAAGACGAUAUGGAUGCAUUCGGUGACAAUUUUGUCAUUGAACCAGAGGUGGAUCCUGUAGCAGAAUUUGUAGCGAGAGAACAAGAUCAACUGGCUGGACUUGAAGAUGAAAUUCCACCAGUUUCUAUGUCUACUCCUUCAAUAGGAACAAAUGCAAAUGAUAAUUCGCUUGAAAAUUUUGGAAAUUUAAAAGUUGGCCCAGGCGGAGAUGCCGAAGGUAGCUUUGAAAUAAUAGAAGCGGUUGGACAACCCAAUGACACACAACCUCUACCUGCUACAGAAACUCUAUCCAAGUCUCCACCUGUAAAAGAGGAGCCUGAAAAAAUACGGAAAUGGAGAGAAGAACAAAAAACUAGACUAGAGGAAAAAGACGCAGAAGAAGAGAAAAAGAAAGAAGAAUGGAGAGAGGCUGCGAGGAAAGAAUUGGAAGAAUGGUAUAAACAUCAUGCAGAAGCAAUUAGUAAAACAAAAACUACAAACAGGGAAUCAGCCAAGAACGCGGAGAAACAAUUCGUUGCAGAAGCUGAUGAAGUGGAACCAGGAACUGAAUGGGAACGCAUCGCGAAACUUUGCGACUUUAAUCCAAAAUCUUCGCGCACUUCUAAAGAUGUUUCCCGAAUG